CUCGACAAUCGAUCACUCAACGUCAGAGUCCGGGAGAAUUGCUAACUCCGGCAUCGGUACAAUAAUCCCGGAUUACAACAAUAAUAAUGCAAAGUACGCCGAUAUAUUUGAAAAUGAUAGUAACGUUGUCAGUGCGAUAAAGUGCGGUUUUAUUACAGUUUUGUGCUCUAGUUUGAUGAACGAGCUUUGGGUACUUAGAUAUGGUAUGACUAUCUACUUCGGGAUCUCUGAAACUACUAUAAUUGCAGAUAUUUUUCUCAAAUGUAGCCAAAAAAAAAUUCUGUAUAAUUUUUAAUUCAAUGACAGUAUGAUUAUGAGAAAUUAACUAUACAAAAGAAUCUAUGAAAGUAUUCAACAACACUUGAAAACAAAGCUUAGUGGUAACGUUCGUUAGUGAAAGAAGCACUAGAAAUGUUGAACUACGUGUUACAUAAAAACUUUACUCAAAAAGGUGACUCUGCCGUGAAUUAUGCAUCAUGCCAGCAGAAUGUUCCAAUGGCCUGUAUCCAGUCGCACAUCACCAGCACAGAACAACUUCCAGCUGCUGUGAGCGCCGCAGGUUCAGCGCGGACUUCAGCUUCGUGCAGCUUAGCGUCUUCAAGAGAGUCCUCCACUUCCGCCCCUCCACCAUCACCAUAUAAAGUCCUCAUGUUGGGAGGUCCAGCCGUGGGCAAAUCAAGCUUGGUCCUACAAUUUAUGACUUCGGAGUACCUACAUGCUUACGAUACAAGUAUAGAUGACGACAGCGGGGAAAAAUCAGUUUCCGUCCUUUUAGCUGGAGAAGAGUCAGAGCUAUGCUUCAUAGAUUUCGCUUCGUCAGAUUUAUCGCCUGAUAGCUGUAUAAGGAAAUACACCGACCCGCAUGCCUACUGCGUCGUAUACAGCAGUGCCGAUAGGUCGAGCUUGGAGAUAGCUGAGAACAUAUUGCAGAAUCUUUGGACGCUGGAUACAAUCAGCACAAGAGCAGUAAUUUUGGUUGCGAACAAAGCUGACCUGGUGAGGUCAAGAGUAGUAACGACAGAGGAUUUCAAAUUGUUGAGAUCAUGGAUUGACAAGAAAACUAGAGACUGUCAGUACCGAAGUUGCUGAGAUCACGCACUGAGAAAAAAGCUACAGACUAUUAGGUCACAAAUUGCUGAGAUCAGGCAAUGAUAAAAGGGUUCCAGACUGCCUGGACUCAAAUUUCUGAGAUGGCGAGGUGAUACAAUAGCUACAGGCUAACAUACCCGAAUUGCUGAAAUCACGCAGUGAUAAACUACAGACUGUCAGGACCUAAUCUAAU
Messenger RNA from Acanthoscelides obtectus, 1282 nucleotides. The record is from the annotation of a GenBank genome assembly. Lineage: Eukaryota; Metazoa; Arthropoda; Insecta; Coleoptera; Chrysomelidae.